AUGGCAGCCGAGAUAACCAUUUUGCUUGUGAAAGAGAAGCUACAAAACCUUCUAGCUAGCACAAAGAUCGGAGAUCCAAUCUUGCUAAGACAAGUCAAUGAGUCCAUCGUGAUGCUCCACCAGUCUCUGACAACCUUGAAAGCUUUAGAGGACGACCAAGGAAGUCAUCUGACAAUUUAUGACAGGAAGAUUGAGCUUCUGAGAGCUGUUUAUGAUGCAGAGGACACCAUAGAUGCCUUCCUCGCAAGUACGACAUUGCAGAAACAAAAGUCUUUCCCUUUAUUCCCUUUGAGAUCAGAGCAUAGCCAAUCUCGGGUAAGCCUUAAGAUGAGAAAUUUUGUUGGCCAUUUAAAAAGUUUCAUAGAAAAUAAAUCCGUUCAUGUCGAGCCAGCGGCUCCCUCUAGUAACUUAUCAUUGGAAGAUAUGAAAGCUGAUGAUGAUGUGGAAGUUCAUCCACAAAAAUCACCAACCAAUGUGGAGGAUAUGCCAGUCCUGCAAUUGGAGAACAAGAACUUCGGUGAAGGUACUUCGAAAUCGAACUUCGGUGAAGGUUCUUCGAAAUCAAACUUCGGAGAGGGUACUUCGGGAUCCAAAUUUUCAUAUGAAGAUGAUACUUAUGGUUUGGUUGAUACAGCGCAGACCGAACACGAUCAUGUAAAGUUAAGGCUUCUGUCAACUAACUCAGUGGAAGAUAUCCAAGUUCAACCAUCGGAAGAAAAGCACUGUGUUGAUGGCAACGUCGGGGCUGACGUUGGUGCGGAUGCUUCGGAAUCAAGUUCUUCAGAUGAAGAUGAUACUUCUGAUUUGGAAGAUACAGCAAAGAAGUUAGCCGAAUUAAUCUUUCGUGACGACUUGCCAUUUUUGCUCUUGUCAGUGGCAGGUCGUCCUGGAGGUUCUCAUAAUACGACUCUGCUAUGGAGGACUUACUGCAAUAUCAAGGAGCAUUUUGAAUGCUGUGCCUGGACUUAUGUUUCUGAUGUGUACGAAGCUAUAAAAUGUGUCAUGGAACAACUUACGGGAAUGAAGCAGGAAAAUGAUUUGCCUCCAAGAGUGCUGCAAAGAAAGCUCUGCCGUUUCUUAAGCAAUAAGAAGUACCUAUUAGUUUUCUACGAUCUCCGAACACCUGAGGUCUGGGAGUCUCUGAGUUAUGUUCUACCGAAUUCAGGUGGUGGUCGGACGAUUGUCAGUUUUCAUGGAGCCGCUGCAGCACCGAGUAUUCCUAAUACAAGGUUCUUGGGUACAAUCUUUGGAACAGAGUUGGUGUCACCGUCAGCAUUAAGUAAAGAUGUCUGCGCUUCGUUGGAUGAGGAAACUGAUAUUGUUGGCCUGAAAGAUGAAAUAAAGAAGUUGCAUAAAUUAAUUUGUAGGCGGUACCAGUUGCAUUUUAUGAUCCUAGUGGUGGGUGUGGCAGGCUCUGGUAAGACAACUCUGGUAAAUACAGUUUACAACCAGUUACAUAUAAAGCAGAAAUUCGAGAACCGUGUUUGGAUUUCUGUUUCUAAAGUUUUUGAAGAGAGAAAUCUCCUACUUCAGAUAUUGAAGCAGGUUACAGAGGUUAAGGACGAGGAGAAAUUGUCCCUUGAGGAACUGCGGAAGAAGCUUCGUUAUUUCUUUGUUGGAAAGAGGUACCUGGUAGUCUUGGAUGAUGUCCAAACACCUGAUACUUGGGACAAACUCAAAAGGGUCUUCCCAAUUAGCUACGUAAGUGGUAGCAGGGUGGUCCUAACUAUCCGUGAUCCUAAGAUAGCUCAAAAUAUUGAUUCAUCGAUAUAUUAUCUUCACAAUCUACGUCCGCUAAAUAAUGAAGAGAGUUGGGAGCUGUUUUCGGAGAAACUGAAACCAAAAAUAUCUGAUAAUUCAGAUUUGGUGGAGCUCAAGGAAAAGAUCUUGCAAAAAUGUAAGGGUCUACCGCUUGCAAUAUGCAUGCUGGCUGGUUUAUUGUCCACUAAGGAUCGUAGCAAAGAUGCAUGGUUAAAAGUUAUUGAGUCUACCCAACAAAAGAAAAAAGAAGGAGGGACUAGUGAGAAUGCAAUGCAAGGUAAAAAGGAAGAAAGGGUUACUGAGCAUACAAAGCGAGAAAAGAAAGAACGAAGUACUGGUAAGCAUUCUCAACCAGACGAGAUUGUAGAAGCAAAGGUGGUUGAAGAAGGAAAAAGGGUCAGUGAGCAUUCUCAGCGAGGAGAGAUUGAAGAAAAAGUGGUUGAGGAUGAAACAGGGGUUGAUAAGCAUACUCAUCUAGAAAAGAUUGAAGAAUUAGAAAUGGAACAUGUUCAACAAGGAGAAAUUGAAGAAGAAGGGGUAGGUAAGGAAGAAAAAGGAGGGACUGUAAAUGCAGCCUCUUACAGCAAACAAGGAGAAGAUCAAUACAUUUCUUCAAAUGAAUCAGUUUCCUCUGAUAACUUGAGCGCUUCCGAUAUCUUUUAUUUGGGCUAUUGUGAUUUAAACUCCCCUUUAAGGGCAUGUCUCCAAUAUUUAUGUCUUUUCCCACGAUCAGAUUCAAUCCGCAUAAGAAGGUUGGCUAGAUUGUGGAUUGCAGAAGGCUUGGUUAAAGUCUCGACAAAUGACAAUAAAGAACCUGAAGAUCUAGUGGAGGAGUAUCUUCAACAACUAGAGCAAAGAAACAUGAUCAAGAUAGCAAAGUCAGAUGGAAGGCCUAAAACAUGCAGUGUGGAAGGUCUUCUCUAUGAUUUGCUGUGUCCAAAUGCCAAGUGCAUGGGAUUUUUUCACGUCCAUCCCAACUCAGUUCCAGAAUCGAAAACAGCAGCAAAGGUUAGCAUCCGUAGGCUUGCAGAACAAGUAGACAUUCAGAACAAACCUCCUUCAGAUGAAGACAUUCGACAAUUACGUUCAUAUAUAUCUUUCAACAAGGGAAAGGGAGAUAAAGCUGCAGAUGGAGUAGGCAAUUUGCUGAAAAAGACAAUCACUAAGAGAGGCUUUGGGUUGCUCACACUGCUUGAUCUGGAACGUGUAUACAAGCCAGUGCUGCCACCUGAAACACUAAGAAGGCUGCCACUUCUGAAGUACGUAGGUCUGAGAUGGACAUUUCUGGACGAAAUUCCAAAGUCAGUAGGUGAUAUUCCUUGUCUAGACACUUUAGAUGUAAAACACACUAAUAUAUCUGAAUUGCCUAAUUCCAUCUGCAAUGCUAAGAAGCUUCUGCAUCUCUAUAUGAACGGGAUUGAUUUUGAGAGGUCCAAACAAAUCUCCAGUAGUUCUUUGAGUAACCUUCGGACUUUGUCGGGCCUACUUUUAGGCAAGAACAGCCCUAAUUUAGAAUGGUUGAAGAAGUUGGCAAGUCUUGAAAAAGUGGGCCUAACAUGCCACAACGAAUCAAUUGAGGAAAUAACUAUCUGGCUUUCUAGACUAACCGGUCUUCACUCUCUGCGGUUGAGAUCGGUAGAUGACAAUGGUGAACCUUCCAAACUCAAAUGGAUAUCCAACAAGAUGCUAACAGACUUGUAUUUGAUGGGAGAGCUACCAAAAGGAUUUAAGAUUUCCGAAGUAGUACACCUCUCCAAACUCAGAGUCCUUACAUUGUCAGUGUCAAAGCUAUCAGAAGAUCCCAUGCCAGCGCUAGGACAGUUGGAAAACCUCAUAAUCCUCAGGCUUUACGCUAAUUCUUACUUGGGGAAAAAAAUGAGUUGUGGCCCUGAAGGUAGAUUUUCUAAACUCGAGGUUUUAAAGUUAUGGAUGCUACUGAAUCUGAAAGAGUGGGAAAUUGAAGGAGCAAUGCCUGUGCUAAAAGAAUUAGAGAUCAGAUAUUGCCAAAACCUGCGGAAGCCUACAGGAUUGGAGGGCUUGACUACCUUGGAGAAAUUGACGUUAACGAAUAUGCAGGAGAAGUUUGUAACUGAAGUUAAAGGAAGCAUUGGCAAUAAGACAAUGGUCAUCGAAAACGAUUGGAAAUUUAUUCCUUCAUGGGAAUCGAGUGAAGAACAGCGGCAAGAACUCCGGCAGAAGAGUAAACAGAGAGAUGGUGCACCAAUUGUGAGGUCAAGCACUCUAAAACAUAGAGCACCAAGUAGACAAUUGAGUCGGCAACUAUCUGCACUAACAACUUAAAUGUAAUGCAAUAGUUUGUAUCGUUUUUAUACAAAUUUUGUAAGAAUAUUAUUAAGUAAUUCUAAGCAAGGAUGGUAUAGGACCUUUCUUUUUCCUUUUUCCAA
Molecule: messenger RNA, 4166 nt
Organism: Pistacia vera
Lineage: Eukaryota; Viridiplantae; Streptophyta; Magnoliopsida; Sapindales; Anacardiaceae
Exons: 2
Coding region: 1-4062 (1353 amino acids)
Biological process (GO): defense response to other organism
Molecular function (GO): ADP binding
Source: RefSeq, a predicted model, not a curated record